ACUAAAGGAAGACAUGGAGUUGGAAAAACAACUUAAGCUCCUUAAUAAGUCUCCUAUCAAGACUAUUAAUACUGAAUUUGGAGAUAUUAUUGAUUGUAUUGACAUUUUCAAACAACCAGCAUUUGAUCAUCCUUUAUUGAAGGACCAUAAAUUACAGAGAAAACCCAACUUUCAAAAUAGGAUUGAAAAGUCAAAUGUCAAUAAUUCAAGAUUGACAUCCAUUUUUGGAUUGGGUAAGGAUAAAUGUCCAACAAAUACCGUUCCUAUAAUGAGAAUAACAAAAGAUGAUCUUAUUCGAGAAAAAUCGUUGUUAAAUGACGAUAUAUUGGUUAAAGAUCUUCCAGGUGUUCAUCUUGCAGAAGUUUCAAUUCCACCACGUUAUGGUCCUUAUUACGGAAUCAGCGGAAGAAAUGCUAUUUAUAAUCCAGAAGUUCAUACCAAAUCUCAAAUAUCUAUGUCUCAUUUAUGGAUUCAAAAUGGACCAAUAGAAUUUACUAACAAAAUUUCAACUGGAUGGCAUGUGAUUCCUAAACUAUAUGAUGAUUAUUCAACUCGUUUAUAUGCUUCAUGGACGACAGAUAAUUUUAAGAAGACAGGAUGCUACAACAUUCGAUGUGCAGGUUUUGUUCAAACAAGCCAAAAUAUUUACCUUGGUGCACCUUUAGGCCAACCAUCUAUCUAUGGGGGACCAACUUAUGAUUUUUCCCAAUCUAUUUCACAGGAUCCAGUGACCAAAAAUUGGUGGUUACAUGUAAAGCGUCAAUUUAUCGGAUAUUUUCCAGCAAAAUUGUUCACCAACAUGAGCUCUGCUAGUGAAGUGGGAUGGGGUGGAAGAACAAGAACUACUCCUAGAACUCUUAGUCCUCAAAUGGGGUCUGGACAUUUUCCUGAUGGUGAUUGUUCUCAUUCAGGUUACUUUAGAAAAGUGACCAUUGAAGGUGUAAAAAGAAUACCUUAUGGACCUGAAACAUUUCAAGCUUCUUCCUUUACCGACAAUCCUAAAUGUUUUGGUGUUAAAUACUUUGGAUUUUUAGGACCCAAAUUUGGUAACCUUAUCCAAUUUGGAGGACCUGGUGGUAAAUGUGGCAAUUAA
Vigna radiata var. radiata (mung bean) is the source of this 1093-nucleotide messenger RNA. RefSeq lists its product as uncharacterized. Lineage: Eukaryota; Viridiplantae; Streptophyta; Magnoliopsida; Fabales; Fabaceae. The coding region runs from base 14 to 1093 and encodes 359 amino acids. The transcript is spliced from 7 exons. The record is from RefSeq and is a predicted model, not a curated record.